Physcomitrium patens is the source of this 1521-nucleotide messenger RNA. RefSeq lists its product as uncharacterized. Gene Ontology annotation, cellular component: ubiquitin ligase complex. The record is from RefSeq and is a predicted model, not a curated record. Gene Ontology annotation, molecular function: ubiquitin conjugating enzyme binding; cullin family protein binding; ubiquitin-like protein binding. Lineage: Eukaryota; Viridiplantae; Streptophyta; Bryopsida; Funariales; Funariaceae. Gene Ontology annotation, biological process: protein neddylation.
CUCGGCCAUAGCAGGGACAUUCCGCCAUAGCCACAGACGGCGGCAAGAGCACGGUCUUAUAAAAGAUCACUCGCUUUGGCUUCUCCGGUGUUGCGCAUCCCAAUUAUGACACUGCCUUCGCAUGCACGUCUCCCUGGAUUUGUCGCUAACCUCUGACUCUGUUAGCAGGAGGAGGAGGAGUGAGUGAGAGAGACCGAGGCAGAGACGAGUUUGUUUAAGAGGGUUUAGGUGAAUUUCUUGGUGUUGGCGUGAGUUUUAGUUGCAGGCCAGGUUUCGGAUAUUUUCCGGUUUCUUUGUAAGUUGGAUUCGGAGUUAAAGGAAGGGACCAUGCGGAGGUCGUCGACGAGAAGAACAGGGGUGCUCCUCCAGCCUGCCUCUGGCGUCGCUGCUGCUGGAACAGGAAAUAAAGCUGCUCUCAGAGAACAAGAAAAAAUCGAUACUUUUUUCAAUCAGUAUGCUGAUAAGACCGAGGACAAUUGUAUAGGGCCCGAUGGAAUCGAAGCAUUGUGUGAAGACCUUGGAGUUUCUCCAACAGAUAUAAAAGUUCUGCUUCUUGCAUGGAAACUGCAAGCUGCUCGGCAGGGAUACUUUUCGUUGGAGGAAUGGAGGAAAGGUUUGAAGGCUAUGCGAGUGGACAGUUUGGACAAGCUGAAGAAGGCUCUUCCUGCAUUGCAACAAGAGGUAGUCAGUCCGUAUUCUUUUAAAGAUUUCUACACAUUCUCAUUCAAGUACUGUCUGACGGAGCCUCGUCAGAAAACAUUGGAUUUAGAAACAGCAUGUCAAAUGUUGGACUUGGUGCUGGGUUCUCGGCCACAUGUAGGAUCAUUUCUUCAUUUCUUGCAGGAACAAUCUGAGUACAAAGCCAUGAACUUAGACCAGUGGUCUGCUUUCCUCCGAUUUUGUGACGAGAUCAAGUCUGACCUCAGCAACUACGAUGAAAGUCAAGCAUGGCCGUUGCUUUUGGAUAAUUACGUGGAGUGGGCCAAGAAGCGCAUGCAAACUCUGUCAUAGUCUCUGCUUCGCAGUCUGCUCGAAGCUACUUGAUCGUCUCACAACCAAGGACCAAGAUGAGUUGUGUGCUUGAGGGCCUGGAGCAAAUAUGAAGACCUCUGCUCUUAGCUCGUAGCAACGUGAUUGUUUCUCAUGAUGUCUCCAGCAUUCAGGAAUGACUGUUCUGUUGUACACGACUCCGUCUUUACUCGCGGAACAGUGCACACGAGCAGUGCAAGGUCUGGGUAGUAUUCAUUGCCACUUAGUGUAUUGUGGUCACAUGUUAUUGAAGAUGGCACGCUCAGUCUACCACGCAUGGUGCCGGGAGUUUGACAUCAGCUGGUUCAGUGGUAAUGUAAAUGUAGGUGGUUUAAGGGGAAAUAUUAUGCAUGUAAUGAUAUCAUUCUGGCAGUGGCUCCACUGGACAUCAUACCUAAGUAUGUAACGUUUCAGAAUAAGAUGGUUUUAGGUGCGCAUUUGCCAGUAAUGCUUGGCAACUGCCUCGUGUUCGUGAAUCCACAAUUUAUUUUC